Messenger RNA from Rhipicephalus microplus (southern cattle tick), 3547 nucleotides. It is a transcript of the gene hrg, whose product is annotated as poly(A) polymerase hiiragi. Gene Ontology annotation, molecular function: RNA binding; poly(A) RNA polymerase activity. NCBI's taxonomy places the organism in Eukaryota, Metazoa, Arthropoda, Arachnida, Ixodida, Ixodidae. Gene Ontology annotation, biological process: RNA 3'-end processing. The record is from RefSeq and is a predicted model, not a curated record. Gene Ontology annotation, cellular component: nucleus.
GCGCUCGCUGCUGGCCGGUCGCACACCACCACCGCUCUGCGUCAAGCCAGCCAGCGAGCCCGACACGGCGGUUAGGCCUAGUGCACGCACGAACAAUAAGCAACACCUUCGGAGUGUCUCCGUCCCGGUGCCGCACUGCGCGGCCGCCGAGCAUCGCACGAAUCGCCGCAGACGGGGCAGCUGACGGGCCUUGGAGUGACGGCGACCUCCUUUCGUGCCGGACACAGCGCAGCGAACAAUGGUUCUUUGGGAAAACGUCCGCUUCCCUGUGGCAGGGGGCCGUGGGGACCUCUUGGGUGGCAAUGGCGGUGGAGCCCUGCAGCCACCGCAGCAGAUAGGCUCGGCUGCCGGCAUGCCGGACAAGACGCUGGGCAUGACCUCGGCCAUCAGCACCGCUCCGCCUAAGCCCAGCGACCUGCAGCGCACUGAGGAACUGGAAGAGACACUGCGCCAGUUCGGCUUGUUUGAGUCUGAGGAGGAGCUGGCACACAGGAUGGAUGUGCUGUCAAAAAUCAACCAGCUUGUGAAGAAGUGGAUCUAUGAAGUCAGUGUUAAAAAGAAUAUGCCGUCUAGUGUCGCUGAGAACGUUGGUGGCAAGAUCUACACAUUUGGGUCGUACCGUCUCGGAGUCCACACUAAGGGGGCUGAUAUUGAUACCCUGUGCGUGGCACCACGACACAUAGAGCGCAGUGACUUCUUCACUUCGUUUGUAGAGCUACUCCGUCAACAGGAGGAGGUCAAGGACCUCCGGGCUGUUGAAGAGGCUUUUGUACCUGUCAUCAAAAUGACAUUCGAUGGAAUUGAGCUGGACAUGCUGUUUGCUCGAUUAGCCCUGAAGGACAUUCCGGAGGACCAGGACCUGCGUGACGUCAACAUCCUCAAGAAUCUGGACCAGAAGUGUGUGCGCAGUCUGAACGGCUGUCGCGUGACGGACGAGAUCCUGCACUUGGUGCCCAACCGGGAGACGUUCCGGCUGGCGCUGCGUGCCAUCAAGCUGUGGGCUAAGCGCCACGGGGUGUACUCCAACGUGCUGGGAUACCUGGGCGGCGUGUCGUGGGCCAUGCUGGUGGCGCGCACCUGCCAGCUGUACCCGAACGCGGCCGCUGCCACCCUGGUGCACAAGUUCUUCCUCGUCUUCUCCCAGUGGCCCUGGCCCAAGCCCGUGCUGCUCAAGCAGCCCGAGGAGAGCCGGCUGGGCUUCCCCCUGUGGGACCCCCGGGUGAAUGUGGCGGACCGCUUCCACCUGAUGCCCAUCAUCACUCCUGCCUACCCUCAGCAGAACUCCACCUUCAACGUGUCUAUCUCCACCCUGACCGUCAUGCGCCAGGAGUUCAAGUCAGGGCUGGCCAUCACUGACGAGAUCAUGCUCCGGCGCACCGACUGGAUGAAGCUGUUCGAGCCGCCCAACUUUUUCGGCAAGUACAAGCACUUCAUAGUGCUCAUGGCCAGCACCCAGUCCAAGGAGCACCACCUGGAGUGGUAUGGCCUGGUCGAGUCCAAGAUCCGCAUCCUCAUCUCCAAUUUGGAACGCCACCCGUACAUCGCCAUUGCUCACGUUAACACGGAGUCAUUCCCAUCCACCGAGCCGAACGGGGACAAGCGCCAGUCCAUGUGGUUCAUUGGUCUUCAGUUCAACAAGACCGAGCACGUCAACAUCGAUCUCACCUACGACACACGGUCAUUCGUCGACACUGUGAAGCGGCAAGCGACAGCAAUCAACAUUUUCAAGCAGGACAUGGAAGUGGACAUCAAAUAUGUCAGACGGAGAGAGCUUGUGAAAUACCUACCACAGACGGUGCUCAAUCGGUGCAAGAAAAAAGGAAACAAGACAACGAGCACAACCCCAAACUCCACACCUCAGCACAGCCCUGGCAUGACAUCGCAGGCGGGAAAGAAGGCGCUGUCCUCCAGCCGCUCCGACUCUGCUCUCCUCAGCCUAGUGGGAGACGGCAUGGGUAGCACUGUUGGCAACGACAUCGCACUGACCAGCGACGACUCCUGCUCUAGCCUCACUGUGACUGCAAGCGGCAACCAGGCGUCCGCCGUGCACAAGCGCAAGCUCAAUCCAGAGUCUGGUGAGGACGUGGCUGUUACGAGUGGUGGUGGUGGUGGGGAGUGACAAACGCUGGCGGCCACUUGUACAACAACCAGUGUGCCGGCGGCGGGGGCUCUGGAGGAGAAGAGGGCAACGAUGACGACGGGGCCAACAAGCGGUGCCGCUCGGACGAGAUCAACAGCGCCGCCUUCAUGGAUGCCAUCGGAUUGGGCAAGAACUCCAACCCUGAUAUGCCAUUUCUCGAUUGCAGUGCUGCCGACAGUCAGCUGCAGGUGUUGGGCUGACACUUUCCUCGCUACUUCCGCUUCAUGAGCACGUGCAGAAAAAAAGAGAAAAAAAAUGAACAAAAAAAAGCAUCACCUUCUCCUCUGCCGCCACCACUGCCGCUGUGCCCGCCCACCUCGCUUGCUCUCGAGGUCCCUUUGCGGCCACCUCCAAACACAAGGCCUGCACUGCUGCACCCUGCUUGCCUGUUGUCAUCUGAGGGGGACGCUCGUUUCCAUGCAUGCUGGGUGCUGGCCUUGCUUCUCUCUGUGCACACACCCCUGUGCCAGACGCCAGCCGACGACAUGAUGUGCCUUUCCUGCUAGGUGGCAGCAUUAGCAGUAGUGUAGCUGUACACCGCAUGGCUGCAAUGGAUUGACACCCUGCCAUUCCUUCCCACCCUCCUCUUUUUCGCGUAACAUUCUGCUUAUUUAGUUAGUGGCAGUUCGGCAAUUUGGAAAACGUACAGUACCCCUAGCACGUAAAUUCUCCCUCUAUCCGGUGUUUAACCCGUUCGUGGCGAGAUUUGUUUUUUUCUUUUCGGAUGUUUUUGUAUCCCCUGCGAUCUUUUCUUUUUCUUACCCUUAAUCUUGAAAGGCUGUUACCCCCCCCCCCCCCCCUAAAUGUAACCUCUGUUUAGGAAGACCCACUUGAAACAGUCAUGACAGUGUUUCUCUUCCUUUUGCAGCAUAAUCUAGUCAAUUCUAGUCAACUUCUUCCCACCUUUGUAAAUUUUAUGACGCCCCCCCCCCCCCCCCCCCAAAGAAAAAAAAAAUUGAGUAGUUUCAAGCAGGAUAGGUCAGGGCUAUGUCAUCAUUCAGCAGUGUGCCACACUUUUCUGUGGUGGGAAAGUUACGUUCAUCAUUGAGGCAUUAAAGAAAUUUUUUUUUUUGGCAGUUUAGUUUUCAGUUCCUUCCUUUGCUUAUUAUUUUUAAGUUGCCACUCACUUUGUGGCUCAGCUGCCCUCUCACACCUUCAGCUCAUUAUCCUUGAUCCUUAAUUAUGUGCCUGUUGUGACUCGUCUGCUGACCUAUGUUCUCGCUAAAUCAUGGACUGCAUGUAGCUUUUUCUCCCAUUGGGGGUGUGCCUGUGUGCACUGUCAUCUGAGCACACAUCCCGUGGGCGGCAUCAAAAUUACAGCGCGUGCAAUUUCUUGUUAUGAUCUCUGUGUGCCAAAGCAGGUUGUAAUGGCUUUCAAUAAAGGUAUACUUUUCUUCUAAAAGCCAA